AUGGGAUUAAAUCGAGUCUCCAGCUUCACUGCAGACGCUAACCACGCCAACACCUCUGGCACCCUGCCCAGCUCGUCGCUCCAUCGGUCGUCCUGCAGCAUCGACGAAUCCUACAAGUACGUCUUCCUGCCCGUCUGCUACUCGCUGACGUUCCUCUUCAGCCUCACGCUCAACUCGGUGGUGCUGCUGCGCUCCUGCCGCCACCACGGCGGCUGCUGCGGCACUGGCGGCCGGCGCUGGAACACGUCGCUGAUCUACAUGGUGAACCUGGCCACCACGGACCUGAUGUACGGACUGUCGCUGCCGUUUCUGGUGGCGAGCUACGUGCUGAGGGACAGCUGGGUGUUCGGGGACUUCAUGUGCCGCCUUGUGCGCUUCCUCUUCUACUUCAACCUCUACUGCUCCAUCUUCUUCCUCACCUGCAUCUCUGUGCACAGGUACUUGGGGAUUUGCCAUCCGAUGAGGACCAUCACUCUGGAGAGCAAGCGGGUGGUGAAGGGUACCUGCGCGUUGGUGUGGGUGGUGGUUUUCAUUCUCACCUGCCCCAUCUUCAGGUUCGCUCAGACGGGAUACAUCAGGCGCGGCGGCAGCAGAGUCCCUGGAUCUGAAGGAGAAGAAGGAGACGGUGGGAAUACGACAGCGGAACAGGACGGGGAAGGAUACAUGAACUGCUGGGACGAUGCCAUCGAUAAGGAGUUUGCAGACUACGUACCAUACGGAAUCGUCCUCCAUCUGCUGGGCUUCUUCGUGCCCUUCGUCAUUAUUGCGUGGUGCUACUCUCAGGUGGUCAGGACCAUAUUUCAGACCCUGCGCUCUCCUCCAAGCUCGAUAGCGGGUGGUGAUGACUGUCAUGUGGGGGACGGAGCAACAGAGGGAGUAAGAGAUCGGGAUAGAACCUCGGUUUCCAUCUCAGGCUCGCAGUACUCCCACUACAUCCGCCGCCGGCGGAAAUCCAUCAAGACCAUUGUGACCAUCACGCUGCUGUUUGCGCUCUGCUUUUUGCCCUUCCAUGUGACGCGGACACUGUUCCUGCUCCUGCGGCGCGGGCAGCUCGGAGGCUGCAACGUCAUGAAGACCGUUUCCAUCUGCUACAAGGUCACGCGGCCGCUAGCCUCCUGCAACGCCUGGCUUAAUGCCCUCCUAUAUUUCCUGACGGGAGAUAAGGGCGCCCCCUGCUGCUGGCCUGCAGGGGGCGCCCCCUGCUGCUGGCCUGCAGAAAACACUGUCCGUCGAGACCACCGGAGUGGCUCCCUCUGGUGGCCACUGAAGCUCCUAAAGAAGGAGGCGAUGGGGGAGGACGACCAGGAGGCGGCAGAGAAGGUUGAAAGGGAAGUACACAUGGAGAACGAGUCCAAGUCUUCGAGAGUCAUCUUCUGAGACGUUUUUAUAAAACAUGCAGUGACAUCACAAGUCGUUUGACUGACUCACACAAACUACACGGACUACAUCUUCUCUAUAAUUCUGUGUUUCCAUCACGGUAUGGUUCGGUUCGGUACAGUACACUACGGUACGGUUUGGAAUGGUAAAGUUUUAGAUCAGGCUUGUGUUUAACUUGGUAGACGGAGUGUCCGAAUCCUGCGUAGCAUGACGUCACACCAAUGACGAUCCAGCAGCUUGUUUUUUGUCCGGCUCAGUUUGUGGCUUUUUUUUCUCAACAAGACAAAGUCAAAGUUUUGUAUGAGAAUAGACCGCUCGCAAGGGAGCAACGUUUUUCUGUUGGCGACCCACGACAGUACUCUGGUACCCCAAGGGAAGGGUGCCAAAGAACGGAACGGUUGGGGCUGGUUAUUUUGAUACUUUUCUCCAAUGGAAUCGCAGGGAAAAAAAUACGUACUGUACCAAACCAAACCGGUCCACUCGGUGGGAACGUGGCGUAUAAAUCAAUGUGUCGUCACAUGAUUAUGUAAAUGUAUGUCCUAAAAAAAUUUAUUUGUUUAUGUUUUUAUGUCAGUAUUUCCACAUUUCCUGACAUUCACAG
Molecule: messenger RNA, 1978 nt
Organism: Solea solea (common sole)
Lineage: Eukaryota; Metazoa; Chordata; Actinopteri; Pleuronectiformes; Soleidae
Product: P2Y purinoceptor 3
Exons: 2
Coding region: 1-1377 (458 amino acids)
Biological process (GO): G protein-coupled receptor signaling pathway
Cellular component (GO): membrane
Molecular function (GO): G protein-coupled receptor activity; oxysterol binding
Source: RefSeq, a predicted model, not a curated record